AAAACGGGACUAACUGCCCUGUUUCUCUGUCUUCAGUAUUGCCAGUGGAUUCGGUGGUGCUUUGUUCGUUUACCUGAACCGACUGAUUGUCCAGUUCAUCAGAAAACAAAAGACCAUCAACAAAUUCCUCAUGAAGAAACGACUACUGUAUCCAGCGCUGGUCACUUUUUUGAUUUCAACACUGACAUUUCCACCUGGAUUUGGACAGUUUAUGGCUGGAAAGUUGACUCAGAAGGAGUCUCUGGUGACUUUGUUGGACAAUCGGACGUGGGCAAAACAGGGAAUUGCUGAGGAAUUUGACUACAUUGGAAACGCCCAAGCCUGGAAACACCCACAAGUCAACGUCUUUGUUACGCUGGUCCUCUUCAUCAUCAUGAGGUUUUGGAUGUCUGCCUUGGCCACCACUAUCCCUGUGCCCUGUGGAGCUUUCAUGCCUGUGUUUGUCAUUGGAGCAGCGUUUGGUCGUCUGGUUGGAGAAAGCAUGGCAGCCUGGUUCCCAGAUGGCAUUCACUCUGAUGGAUCCAUCUAUCCCAUAGUGCCAGGAGGCUACGCUGUUGUGG
Messenger RNA from Poecilia latipinna (sailfin molly), 560 nucleotides. RefSeq names its product chloride channel protein 2-like. Gene Ontology annotation, biological process: transmembrane transport; chloride transport. NCBI's taxonomy places the organism in Eukaryota, Metazoa, Chordata, Actinopteri, Cyprinodontiformes, Poeciliidae. Gene Ontology annotation, molecular function: voltage-gated chloride channel activity. The record is from RefSeq and is a predicted model, not a curated record. Gene Ontology annotation, cellular component: plasma membrane. The transcript is spliced from 5 exons. The annotation marks the transcript as partial.